Messenger RNA from Rhinichthys klamathensis goyatoka, 1461 nucleotides. RefSeq names its product crystallin, zeta (quinone reductase) (gene cryz). The transcript has 8 exons. The record is from RefSeq and is a predicted model, not a curated record. NCBI's taxonomy places the organism in Eukaryota, Metazoa, Chordata, Actinopteri, Cypriniformes, Leuciscidae. Gene Ontology annotation, cellular component: cytosol. Gene Ontology annotation, molecular function: zinc ion binding; mRNA 3'-UTR binding; quinone reductase (NADPH) activity. Bases 204 to 1190 code for a protein of 328 amino acids.
CUAUCUAUGGUGGAAGGUGAACACAUUUAUGGAGUGCCGUUUUCUUUAGUUUCGCGACGCUGUGCAGAGUUAUGUGUGCUAUAUGGAAUAUAUGAUCAUUUCUAUUCAGAUGUACUAAUUCAUUGUUUGCUCUUUUUUAACUGUGCAAUAUCCAGCCAAAGUUCAAUCUGCUUUGCCAAUCCAUUUGUUUUGCAGAGGCCACCAUGGCCACAUCUAAAUUAAUGAGGGCUAUCAGGGUGUCAGAGUUUGGAGCCCCUUCAGUUUUAAAACUCUACACAGACCUACCUGUGCCAAGUCCUCGCCAGAAACAGGUUCUGAUUCGAGUCCAUGCGUGUGGCGUAAACCCAGUGGACACGUACAUCCGCUCUGGAUCCUAUGCUCGGAAACCCAGCUUACCCUAUAUUCCAGGAUCAGAUGUCUCUGGUGUGGUGGAAGCUGUCGGGGAGGGUGUUCAUCUCCUACGGGCAGGUGACAGAGUCUUCGCCACAGGAACUGUGACGGGAGGAUACGCUGAAUAUACUGUGGCCUCAGAGGACACUGUCCACAAGCUGCCUGAUUCCCUAGACUACAAACAGGGUGCAGCUCUCGGAGUCCCAUAUUUCACUGCGUACCGGGCGCUAGUUCACAAGGCUCAUGCCAAAGCCGGAGAGACGGUUCUUAUUCAUGGAGCCAGUGGUGGAGUAGGCAUUGCAGCGUGUCAGAUGGCACGAGCGUUUGGCCUUACAGUUCUGGGAACAGCUGGGACAUCCGAGGGGAUGAAGCUGGUGCUCAGCAAUGGAGCUCAUCUAGCAUUCAACCACCGAGAAAAAGACUACCUGGAGAAAAUUAAGAAUGCUACCAAUGGACAAGGCGUGAACGUGAUCAUUGAGAUGUUGUCCAACGUCAACCUCAGUAAUGAUCUUCAGUUGCUUGGCUUAGGUGGUAGAGUUAUGAUUGUUGGCUCUAGAGGCCCUAUUGAGAUCAACCCCAGAGACACCAUGAUGAAAGAGACCAGCAUCAUUGGCGUGGCUUUGUACAAUGCAACUAAGAGGGAAACAUUAGAGUGUGCUGCGGCUCUUUUUGCAGGAAUGGAAGCAGGCUGGUUGAAACCUGUCAUUGGUCCACAAUAUUCACUUGAUAAAGUGGCCCAGGCUCACGAAGACAUCAUCGGCAGUUCUGGAGCCAGUGGAAAGAUGAUUUUGAUCAUGUGAAAUUAGUCAGGAAGUGGAAAUCCUGAACUGUCUUUGCAUUAACUGCCACAUUUGUACUUCAUUGUUGUAUUCAGCUAUAUGAAAUUUUCAUGUAUGAAACAAAUUAUAGAGACCAUCACAAGUGAAAACAUUAGUUCAGCAAAUGUUUUGUGGAAAUUAAAUUGAACAAAUGGAUGAUAAUUAAUCAUACUAUAAAUAACAUGAAUUGUAUAUUACACAAAUAGACAGUAACAGGCCUAAAAUUGUGCACAUUACUGAUUUUAAUGAAUGU